Messenger RNA from Clonostachys rhizophaga, 687 nucleotides. The record is from the annotation of a GenBank genome assembly. Lineage: Eukaryota; Fungi; Ascomycota; Sordariomycetes; Hypocreales; Bionectriaceae.
AUGACUGCCAAGUCAUGGCAAGGCGUCCAAAGCGGGUCCUGCGGCGCGUGCACGCAGCAAGGCGAUGGAACCGAUCCUACCUUACCAACGUUUUUCGUCGAAAACUAUCCCGUAUCGUCAUCAUCGACAAGACUGUCAAGCGAUACCGAAGCCAAACGAGAAAAAAAUGAGACGCCGACUGAACCAACAACCCCUCGAUCUCCAGGACGCCUCGGAUCUUUCAAUGACUACGUAUCGAUCAUGGCGACAGAGAUGUCCUUUCUCGAAAAUAAUGGCUUCUUAGCAGCCGCAGCCGUUGUGGUUGUGCUACAAGAAACGACAGUACAGCGCCUCCUCAUUCGUCAAAGGGAUCCGCAAGUACGUGGCGAUGCGAUAAUUCGACUCCGGCGAUGCAGAGACACUAUCAAGAAGCUCAGAGGUCGCCAGACUUCACUUGGGCAUCGAGCAGACCAUCUCGACCGUGUUCUACUCGAGAUUAAAAAGGAUAUCCAGCACUUUGACAACGCCGAUCCUACUACGGAGGCCCACUUGCCUGCAAAUACGACCCUGGGAUCAUCACCCUUAUCGUGUGGGCUACUCACGCAAGCGACAAUCCCAGACCAACCAUCACCAUCACUAGUUUUUGACGAUGUCAUAAAUUUUGGGAACGACGAAUUGGAGCUUGAGGUAGGCGUCACCGCGAGAUAG